GCAGUCUGUACCUUCUUCACCUUUCCUCCUCUGUCAAAGAGAGGAGACGUCAGAAGUGUCAAUGUCAGCAUCAGCUGCAAAUUCAAUUGUCCAUCGCUGGCUGUAGCUCCUUAGCUUCUUGCGUCCAGUUCAGCUACCGUCACUCAUCCGUCACCGGGCCUGCCGCUUGCCGUUCCUGAGCUAUCUCACUUGUACCAAGUAUUCCGUCGCAUAAUCGUCGCUGCGCUGCGCCAGUGUCUCUCCCGUGUCUCCCUGCGAGCGCCCACCCCAAUCAUUCGACCGACCCCUCUCGAAUUGCAGCCUCCCGUCCAUCCCUGGGAAGCUAAGAAGAGGCGUCAAACUGCAGAUUGAAGAAAAAGGAGACUACCCCGACGAACCUCCUACAAAGUCCCGAUCGACUAUCGCUCCAUCAGCAACAUCCCUGACGCCCAUCUACAAUCAACGAACGUCAUCCGUCCACCAUAAUAUAUCCCUAGAGCAAUUGCGCACCAUGGCAUCGCACAGCGACUACAACGACAUCAAGGCCUCGGCCAAGGAGAACGCCGCUGGCGUCUAUGCCUACAGCCAGCGACAGAUCAAUCGGGUCGUCAGCUCCGACACCAGACAAAGAGCGUACGGCAAUGCCUACAGCUUUGCCCAGGAGCAGCCAUUCCUCUUCGCCUUCAUCCUCUGCCAGUUCAUCUUCUCCUUCCUCCCAAUCCUCGUCUUCGUGUCCUUCUCCGCCUCGACAAUCGCCUUCGCUCUCGGUGCCGCUGUCGUCUUCUCCCUCUUCUGGAUCGGCAUCGCCCUCCUCGUCCUCGUCCCGAUCCUUUUCUUUACCUGCUCCAUUGGUGUCCUCGUGUGGAUCUGGGCUGCCGGCAGCUUCGUCGUCGCGAAGCGGUUAUAUGAAAUGUCGCCGAUCCGGGCCAGGGGUGAUCUCGAGGUAGAUGCUCCCAACGGGAAGACGUAUGCAGUCACCAAGCGCGAGGACGGCAUCCAUACACACGCCCACAACUAAACUAGGGCAAUUUUGUAAACCAUAUAUGUACUAGGUAUCAUCAUACUGUGAUGAGUAACGGCCGCUUUGGCGUUGGGAAAGGUAUGGAUAUCAGGAAUGGGUCUGGGAAAAUGGGGUCUUUCAAAACGGAUGGGCACACUUCCCAUAGGAUUGCUAUUCAAUAUUUACACUUCUUCGCUCAUCGAAGCAGUACAUCGUGGCCA
This is a messenger RNA of Colletotrichum scovillei, 1200 nucleotides long. RefSeq lists its product as uncharacterized. Bases 491 to 997 code for a protein of 168 amino acids. NCBI's taxonomy places the organism in Eukaryota, Fungi, Ascomycota, Sordariomycetes, Glomerellales, Glomerellaceae. The record is from RefSeq and is a predicted model, not a curated record. The transcript is spliced from 2 exons.